Messenger RNA from Saccoglossus kowalevskii, 2376 nucleotides. RefSeq lists its product as uncharacterized. Lineage: Eukaryota; Metazoa; Hemichordata; Enteropneusta; Harrimaniidae. The record is from RefSeq and is a predicted model, not a curated record.
AUAAUUUCCGGUUUUAUCUAACGUCCAAAUUCAGAAAUCAUAACAAGGUCAUUUUCGACGUCGCUGUUCCUCUCUGGCAUUUGCGUGCUGUGAAUUAGAAGUGUUGUACUACAGGCCGUAUAUUGUUCGAGUGAGUCACCAGUCAGUAUUCCUAGAAUGGAAGUUCAGACUGUGGAUGAUGAUGUUAUCUGCUUGUCAGAUGAUGAUUGUGAUGAGAGUAUCAUUUUCAUUGAAGAGGUUUCUGGCACAUCUAAGAAGCAGUGGGAUGAUCCUAUAAAAAGCAAAAUGAAGCCAGUCACACCAAUUGAAACAUUGAAACAAAAUACUCCCAGUUGUUCACUACAUAACCGCAAGAUGACAAUGAUGCCCAGUCAUGAUUUGGUGGUAGAAGUUGGUAACACAUCAAAGCAACAUUCUGUGCAAUGUAUGGGAGUACCAACAUCAAUGAAACAAACAUCAUCAAUUGAACAAACGCACAGUUUUCCUCUACACAAGAACAUGGUGACGAAAUCUCCUGUUCACAAUUUAAUGGAGGUCGAUAACACAUCAAAGUCAGCCAACCAACUUUCACUAGUAACGCAAACUAAAACUCGUUUAGUACACAGUGAGAGCAAUAUGGAGUCAUCCAGUCAACAUUCCAAUAACACACUUAUUGAAACCAACAAGUCUUUUAUUCAGAAUGCUGAGUUGGAGAUAUGUGUGCCUGGAUCAUUGAAGAAACGGUCUGUCAAAGUUAAAAAUAACCCUCCGUCAUCAGAAAAAGUACUUUGUUCAUUCAAUGAAUCAAGUUUGGUGACAGAAUUAUCGUCCAAGCUUUCUGUACAAACUGUGGCUGAGAAGCAAGUUCAGACUCAAAAAACUUUGCCCAGUUGUCCUGUUGAGCUAACUAGACAAAAGUGUCCUUUUAUUGGCUGUAGAUUUACAUGUAUACAGAAGCUAUUUCCAGAAACCAUGGUGAUGCACCUUCAGCAGGCUAACCAUACACAAUUGAACUUUACUGGAAUCUUUGAAUUUGCUAACAAGUUAUCAGCGAAUGAAGGUGAUAGUGAGAGUACAGUUGUACCAUUACCAAUUCAAGAAAAGUGUUAUGAUGCCAUUAUGGACAUAAUCUUAGAAAAGAAUGUCACUGGUUUUAUCUGUGUUGAAUGCAACCAAGGAUUUGAUCUGAAGGACAAAACUGAAAUGAACACUCAUAUUUUAGGAUGCAAAGCACGGUUUAUACCAAACCCGUCUGGUAGUAUGACAUCCAUAUUAGACACUCUGGUCCUUUCACCAUGGAUGUGUUUCCACUGCGGUACUACUUUGACUAAAAGUCAGAUGAACACUCAUAAUGAUGUGUGCCCAAAGAAUAAUCCACAGCAACCAUUGUGGACAAAAUGCACUACAAUUAAGGAUCUCCUUGUCACCUGCAACAAGUUACUUUCACAACACAGUUAUCUGCAGACACAAAAGAAGAGACAAUGUGAAGAGGAGAACUCAUCCUCCAAGAAACGUAGAUUAGAAAUGCCAUGUAUGGAGACGCCACCUCUGAGCAGUGCUUUCCAAGAUAAAACUGUAAAUAAAAAAGGCCUUGAUAUCAAAGUGACAUUGAACAACAAAACCAGUCAAGCUGCGGCUCUGAAGACUGCAAAUCCACAACUUCCUUCCACUAGUAUUCCCUUAACAAGUUUCAGCAUUCAUAGGAGAAGAAACAGAAAUAAUAACAACAGUAAAAGUGUGUAUGGAAAUAAGAAACCAUUACCUAGUCUUCCCCCUUAUCCCGCCGGUUUGGGAUAUCAUUUUCAGGCUCAGAAAAAUGUGCCAGGAAAUUUUAACUUUAAUAAUCGCACAGUGAACCCAUUUCUAUGUUUUGGUGGAAUGCAGACUACAGCUUUGUAUGGUUCUAGUAACAGAUAUGCAAGACCUUUUGGUACCAGAGCUUAUCACUCCAGUAGUACCAGCAAGCCUGCAACUCUGUCUGUUCCUGGAUCUCUCGGCAAGUGUGAUGUCAACCAAAAUAUCGCCAGUGCUUCUGUUCCUUCACAGGAAGUUCUUGGGACAGUUUCCAGUCAUAAGAACAGUAAUUCUUCAACACCCACUAACUGGAUUGGACCAUCAAUGAAAUUUUUGGAAUCAAUGGCCCAGAUUAUUUUGGUGGAUCUUGAUAAUUGGCCAAGUUUCUUCAGUCGACUCAUGGCACCACUGCCUGACAAAACAUUUGUUUGGGGUUUCCAUGCUCAGAAAACUAACUGGUACCAACCACGUAACUGUAUGGCUUUUGAUAAGAUCUGUCAACAGGGAUGCUUUCAGCUUCAUCCACAGAGUGGUAAUACUAAGGAUGCAGCAGAUUUUGCACUUUGUAUGCAGGUAUGUUAUUUUAGGUUUAGGAUUGGUUAG